This is a messenger RNA of Maylandia zebra (zebra mbuna), 3396 nucleotides long. NCBI's taxonomy places the organism in Eukaryota, Metazoa, Chordata, Actinopteri, Cichliformes, Cichlidae. The record is from RefSeq and is a predicted model, not a curated record.
AAUAACAUCAGCCUGAUAGGGGUGACCAAUGAGAGGGCGGUGGAGAUCUUAAGGACGGCCUCGGUCUCCAAUCACAUGUCCCUGCUGAUCGCCAGAGAUGAGGAAUCCAGGAGGGAGUUCGCUGAGCUGAUGGAGAAGUACAGCUCCAACCACAUCACGGCUUCAGGACGAAUCUCUCCCACACAGCUGUCCACAGGGAAGCUGACGGACACGGCCUCCUCCUCCUCCUCCUCCCGGUCAGAGAGCCCCCAGCUCCUCAGUCCUAAAGAGGGGGUCACGGCCUACACCCACACCGCCCCUUACCCCGCUAACCCCGCCUACGCCAUGCACACACCUGUGCACGCCUUCAGUGACAGUGUCAUUCAGUUGAUAUGUGUCGCCAAGGGAACAGGCCUGGGGCUCAUCAUCAAGGGCGGAGCCAACCGCCCCGAAGGACCAAUGGUGUUCAUUCAGGAAAUCGCGCCUGGAGGAGACUGCCAGAAGGACGGCAGGCUGCAGGUUGGGGACCAGCUGGUGUCCAUUAACAAAGAGUCGCUGAUCGGAGUGACAUACGAGGAGGCCAGGGGCAUCCUGACACGCACCAAACUCAGACCCGACCCGACCGUGGAGAUUGCCUUCAUCAGGCGGAGGUCGUCCUCCAGCUCCAGCAGCGGGCCCCACAGCCCCAUCUCCCUGCAGGGGUCUGGUGGUGGGGGUGGACCCCAGAUAAGGGGCCCGGUCCUGGGCACCGUGCCUCAGCAGCCGGCCGUGGUUACCAAGAUCACCUCCAGCCGAAACCCUGCCAGCGAGACUCUGCCAUCAGUCAACGUCACCCAGGUGCGAGUGUCUCCGAGCAGAGCAGAGCAGACACGUGUGUCCUCGCCUCCGGAGAGUCACAGCCUGCCUGAGACGAACCCCGAGUCUCCGAGCAGUCAGCCUCCUCAGAGGAAGAGCUCCCUCAGCGACAGCUGCCGCCUCAAGAUAGAAAGGUUGGAGCAGGCUCUGGAGCUGAUUGGCCUGAAGCCCUCCGACACUCAGCGGCAGACGCUCCGGUCCAGACUGCGAGCUGAUCCGGCUGGGACGGUGGCCUUCACAGACUUCGAGAGCCUGAUCAAGGAGCUGUUCAAGCCUCAGCUGGAGGAGCUGGGCGUCACGCAGCCCGGGUCUCGCUUCACGUCCGACGACCUGUUCAGCUUGCUGGAGUCGCCCAGCGACCCGAGGCCGUCACUGUCGGACUCAGAGGACCUGGAGGAGAUGGAGCGGCUCAGGAAGGAGCACAUCGAGGCUCUGAGGGAGAUCAAGAGGCUGCAGGAGCAGCUGGUCGAGUCUCAGAGAGUCCACCAUCAGAUGGAGGAGGAGCUCAGCAAGGUCAAACAGGAAGUGAAACACAGCGCGGAGGAGAGCCGAGCUCUGAGGACUCGAAUCCAGCUGGCUGAGGCAGCCCAGAAGCAGGCCAGAGGGAUGGAGAUGGACUACGAGGAGGUGAUCCACCUGCUGGAGGCUGAGAUCGCAGAGCUGAAGACUCAGAGGAUGGAGCACCAGGCACCAGCCAACAAGGAGGAGACGGACGAGCUGAAGAAGAGAGCGGCCGUCCUGGAGUGUCAGCUGCGGAAGAGCGAGGCGGCCAAAAAGGGUUUCGAGAUGUCAACGGGAAAACUGCUGAGCUUCGUGGAGAAUGUUCAGGAGUUCCUACUCGAAAGUCACAGCCCCCCAAAGAGCUACAGCUCCGGAGAUGUCAAAGUCGGGGCGUCGUCUCAAGGUCUCGCUGCCCGCUACAAGAAAAGCCCGUGGACGGCGGCCACACUCGCCCAGGAGGCGCAGGAGCUCACUCGGACUGUCAGAGCCAUCCUGGAUGUCGACUUGCUGAGCUUCUAGACGACCCGACUGUUGGAGAACAAAGUCGUCGAGAUGUCGGCCGGACUUCAGCAUCCAGCCGUGAUCCCCACCGAUCUCCCCAACACCUCCUCAGCUCCUGCUGAAGGACUCGCCAUGUCAGAACUCUGCAUGAAAGCAUCUGCACACAGAACAGCAGCUUUAUUCCAGCGUUUUAACCUGCGUUCGCUGCAGGACGGGUCAGGUGUUUCACCUGGAAACACGACAGGAGAGAGUUUGGUGCAGGUUAACUCACUCGAUGAAGGCGUCUGUGAAGCUGAGCGCCUACCUGAAUGUUUUCAUGUUUGGCCAUCGAUGAGAGAAACGGCACCAAAACCCGCAGCUCCACAUUCACAAUCAAUUGUUGUUAAUUGCCUGAAGAGAAAGUUUUCAUAUUGUUCAUAUUCGUAAUAGAACUCAGCUUUAUUUAAAUAUCAUUACUUUUCUUUGUCAAAGUGCUAAUUUAUGUUUGUAACCAUUUCCAGCCCUCAGUGUUAGCAUUAUCAGCUAAUUAGUGCUGAGGAACAUCCGAAUAAAAGCCCAGAAUUUCAAAAACCAACAUUUAAAGGUCGGCUCUGCGGCGCUUUUUCAGAUUCUUCACAAAAUUUUAACGCAUAAAAGAAACGUGAACGUUAAUAAACAGCCGAUGCAGGUUCAACGUGACGUCACAUUUUCAGGUGGACGAAUACGAAAAUCCACAGAAUUAAAAUGUAUAAUAAAUGUUUUUUUAAACAUAUAGAUGUUAAUAAUCACUGUAUGAUGAUGAUGAUGCAAAGUUCAUAUUGGUCUAUCCAUUAAAUACAGGCGGCAUGCAGACACACAGCAGCUUUGUUAUUGGUCAGUUAGACGUUAUUUCUUAUCUUUCCAUCAUUUCCUGUUAUAAUGGCACCAGAACUCACGAUUAACCUGGUGGGUGGAUAAAACAUUCAUGUAGUCCUUUGACUCCUGCCCUGCCUCUGUCUCAAUAAAUAUCUUCAUUUAACAAACAGUAUAAACAAUGUAAACUUACACAUUACAGUAUCAUAAGGUUGCCAUGUGCAGUAGCUGCCGCUCCGCCACGAGCGAGCUCACACAGCUUAGAUAACUUACUGUAGUUUCUGUCUCAUAGCUCAGUGUUUAGUGUCUGAGUGGCUGAACGCUCGUGUUUGUGCAGUAGAUUAGCCAGCGACGCAUCAUCGAACAGUACAGGAGGAGAAACCUGCACGCCGCCCCGCACGCGAACGCCAUGUCAGGAAGGACGAUGGUCGCGUUAAAACGGGAACUCUGGGAUUAAAGAGGCCUUCAGGGGCUUCGAUGGCGUUUGGAGGUUUUGCUGUUUGUGUUUUCGGAACAAGCUGCAGAUCCCGCGGCGUUCUCUGGGGAAAAGGAUCAGCCGCUCUCAACCGUACGGUCGUGACUUUUCUCUGAACAGCUGGGCUGCGACUGAGAUUUUUAAAAAGGAAUAAUUUUUCAUGUGAAAUUGUCUGAGACGUAAAGACUGACAGAAGUUUUAGAUUAAGGGUAAAAGAUGUUUAAAAAAUCCCACAUUAAAAUCUCUGAAAACGA